AUAAAAAAGAUAAACUAAAAAUUAAUAUUUAUUUAAUUUUUUUUUUUUAAGCUGUAUUCAUUUAAUGAAUUUAUUUGUUAAUUUAGUGAGUUCUGUUAAAAAUUGUAUUGUAUUAAAUGUUUAAUUAGUUCUCUGUAUAAUUUCGAAUUUAAUAUUUAUAUUAAUACAUAUUUAAUAAUAAAAUGGGUUUAAUGACAGUAUUAAAGAAAAUGAAACAAAAAGAGAAAGAGAUGAGAAUUUUAAUACUAGGUCUAGAUAAUGCUGGAAAGACAACCAUUUUGAAAAAAUACAAUGGAGAACCAACAAAUACAAUUGAACCAACAUUAGGAUUUAAUAUUAAAACAUUGGAUCAUAAAAACUAUAAAUUAAAUGUAUGGGAUGUUGGUGGGCAAAAGUCAUUAAGAUCAUAUUGGCGAAAUUAUUUUGAAAGUACAGACGGUCUGAUAUGGGUAGUUGAUAGUGCAGAUAAAAGAAGAUUAAAUGACUGUACUUCAGAGCUACAUAGUUUAAUUGAAGAAGAAAGGUUGGCUGGAGCAACUUUACUUAUUUUUGCUAAUAAACAAGAUUUACAAGGAGCAUUAUCUGCUGAAGAAAUAAAAGAAAUUCUUCAACUUGAACGUAUAAAAAGUCAUCAUUGGAAAAUUAUUCAUUGUAGUGCAUAUACAGGUGAAAAUUUAUUAGAAGGCAUUAAUUGGAUGGUUAAUGAUAUUUCUGCUAGAAUUUUUACUCUUGAUUAAAAAUAAACUUUAGUAUUUUAUCUGUAAACUAUUAUUUUAGUAAAAUUUUACCAUUUAAUCACUUCUUAUGAUUUAUCAUAUAUAAUUCUCUUUUAUAUAACAAUAAUAUGAAUGAUAAUUAAAAGGAAACAACAUUUAACCAUUCCAAUAAAAAUCUAUAUUAACGUUUAGUUGUACUUGAAAAUAAUUAAUAUAGAUAGUUUUUAAGUUUUGUUUUUUAUUUGUAAAAAUAAAUAUAUAUUAAUCUUACAAUAAAAAUUUUUAUUUAUAA
Daktulosphaira vitifoliae (grape phylloxera) is the source of this 1008-nucleotide messenger RNA. RefSeq names its product ADP-ribosylation factor-like protein 2 (gene Arl2). Gene Ontology annotation, biological process: protein folding. The coding region runs from base 183 to 737 and encodes 184 amino acids. The record is from RefSeq and is a predicted model, not a curated record. The transcript has 5 exons. NCBI's taxonomy places the organism in Eukaryota, Metazoa, Arthropoda, Insecta, Hemiptera, Phylloxeridae. Gene Ontology annotation, molecular function: GTPase activity; GTP binding. Gene Ontology annotation, cellular component: microtubule cytoskeleton; cytoplasm.